AUGAGGAAGCUAGGUGAGAAGGAGGACUUUCUUUGUCAUGACAGAUGCUUGGAACUUAAAUUGAAUCACUUGGCAUUUGCAAAUGAUGUAUUGUUGUUUUGUCAUGGAGAUACGAAGAGUGUUUCUUAUAUGUUGCAGGCUCUAAAACUAUUCUCACUCAAACUUGGGCUGCAUCCUAAUGCAAGUAAGACUGUAAUUUAUUGCAGCAACAUGCAUGAAGAUAGUGUGAAACAGUUAAUGCAAGUAUCUGGUUUCUUGAGGCAGACCCUACCUUUCACUUACCUUCCCUAUUUGUGCAAAGAAAAUGGAUUAAGAGUUGGAGCUCAAGAAACUUUUUUGACAGGUAGAAUUACCUUACUCAACUCAGUUCUAAUAGCUAUUCAGGCAUAUUGGAGUCAGAUGCUGAUUAUGCCAAAGAAGGUGAUCAAAUCUAUAGAAGCUAUCUGUAGAGCCUUUUUGUGGAAAGGCCAAGCUUUGUUCCAUGGAGCUGGAGCUGUUGCUUGGGAGAACAUAUGCCAGCCUAAAAAUGCAGGUGGAUUAGGAAUAAAGAAGCUUGAAGAGUGGAAUAAGGUUGCUAUUUAUUUUCAGAGGGGAAAAUACACCAUAGCAGCAGGGUAUAAGUUGCUCUCACCUGCUGCAACUGGGCUGAACUGGUGUAAAGAAGUUUGGGCCAGAUUGAAUACCCCAAAGCAUAGUGUGACACUACGGCUGGCAAUGCUAAAUCGGCUAAAAACGAAGGAUAGAUUGGUGAAAUUUGGGAUGCAAGUGAAUGAGAGAUGUUGUUUAUGUGAUGCUCAAGCUUUAACCAGUCAACAUUUAUUCUUUGAAUGUAAUGUUGCUCUUCGCGGGUUGUUGGAGAUCAAGGCUUGGCUGAACUGGAAUGCAGCAACAAUCAGCCUCCCACAACUGCUGAGAUGGAUUGCCAAGGCUAAAAUCUCUAAGUUUCAAAAAUUGGUUUAUGAUGCUGCAAUAGCAGCCCUGGUUUACAGCAUUUGGAGGCUGAGAAAUGCUAUUAUUUGGCAGGAUUUUUCCUUAAAUUCCAGCAGCCUUAUUGAGGAAACUAAGUGGAGUGUAAAGAUGCGAAUUGCUAUGUUUUUGCCUAAAAAGAUUAAAGAUGUAGAUAAAGAUUGGCUCAAUGUUUUAUAG
Messenger RNA from Cannabis sativa, 1146 nucleotides. RefSeq lists its product as uncharacterized. The transcript is spliced from 3 exons. NCBI's taxonomy places the organism in Eukaryota, Viridiplantae, Streptophyta, Magnoliopsida, Rosales, Cannabaceae. The record is from RefSeq and is a predicted model, not a curated record. Bases 1 to 1146 code for a protein of 381 amino acids.